GAUGGUCAAGUUGACUCGCCCUGCAACAUGGACAGUAACGUGCUUUCACUGGAGAAUAGUAAACAAUCCACAAUUGAAUGAAGAAAAAUUUAUCAGCCGAGUCUGUCUUCAGAAAUAAUCUGCUGUCUGAUGCUUCGGCGUGAUUUUUUGCAACGCUUUGCGGUUCAUGCAUGUAAACGCAUGUACUGAUGGCUGAGGGCACUUGCUGGCACACAAAAGAGUCAAGUUAUUUCGAGUCGGUUUAAGCUGUGAUCAACUGAACAGUGAUGCUCUUUAGUGACAUCGCUGGUAUUCCUCUGCAAACAUAAUUUCGGAUCAGUUUGAAGUCUCCGCAUCGGUAUAAAUAAGCGCGGCUGUCAGAGAUGGACGGCAUUGGGAACAGCAUGCAGAAGAAGGCUGCUGAGCUGGAGCGCAUGGCCGAAGUCCUCGUUACUGGAGAACAGUUACGGCUGCGACUCCAUGAGAGUAAGGUGAUUAAAGACAGAAGGCAUCAUCUCCGUACCUACCCGAACUGCUUUGUGGCUAAGGAGAUUGUUGAUUGGCUAAUUGAGCACAAAGAAGCAUCCGACAGAGAUACUGCCAUCACGAUCAUGCAAAAACUUCUUGACCAGAGCAUCAUUCACCAUGUUUGCGAUGAACACAAGGAGUUCAAAGAUAUGAAGCUGUUCUACCGUUUCAGGAAGGAUGAUGGAACCUUUCCACUGGACAGUGAAGCCAAAGUUUUUAUGAGAGGCCAACGGAUAUAUGAGAAGUUGAUGAACACUGAAAACACUCUGCUGCAAACACGUGAAGAGGAGGGUGUGACGUAUGAGCGGACACUGGUGGCCUCAGAGUUUAUAGACUGGCUCCUGCAGGAAGGUGAAAUGCCCACCAGGGAGGAAACGGAGCGGUUGGGACGCAGACUGCUGGAGCAUGGCAUCAUUCAGCAUGUUUCUAACAAGCAUCAUUUUGUGGAUGGAGGACUACUUUACCAAUUCAGAAUGAAUUUCCGGCGGCGGCGGCGACUGAUGGAACUUUUGAAUGAGCGUUGUCGCAGCAUACCGGAGAACCAUGACAGCCCUUUCUGUCUGCGAAAACAGGGCUCUGAGGGGGGAAACACCAGCUUCCUUUCAGUAAGCCCCACUAAAGAGAUAAAGGUGGUGUCAGCAGUACGGCGGAGCAGUAUGAGCAGUAGUUGUGGCAGCAGCGGUUACUAUAGCAGCAGCCCCACACUCAGCAGCAGCCCUCCUGUGCUCUGCAACCCCAAGUCUGUGCUGAAGAGACAAGUGAGCCCAGAGGAACUUCAGGCUCCUGGUGGACCUUACAUAAAGAAGACAUUCACAAUUGUGGGAGAUGCAGUGGGCUGGGGAUUCGUGGUGAGAGGAAGUAAACCCUGCCACAUCCAGGCAGUGGAUCCCGGCGGACCUGCUGCAGCAGCGGGAAUGAAGGUGUGUCAGUUUGUGGUGGCAGUUAAUGGAAUGAAUGUGCUGAGUCUGGACUACCGAACUGUCAGCAACCUCAUCCUCACUGGUCCCAGAACAGUGGUCAUGGAGGUUAUGGAAGAAGGGGAAUACUGAAGACGAGCUCACAACCGCUCUAUAUGUUUUUCUGUUCUUCUUUUUCUCUGGACUUUCCUCAGUGAGUGUUUAAUGGAAUGUUCAGAGAAGUGAACUCCUGAUUCCGUUCAUCAUUUUGAUUCAAACUCAUUAGUUUAAAGAGCAUGACACUAAUCUGUGCCUCCCAUUGGUUCCUCGUUGACUGUUACCAUUCCAUGUCAGCUGAGAUUGUAACUGGACAGAUUAUAGGGGAAAAGCAGCUGCCAAAUAUUAUUUUUAGUAGAACUGCAGUAUUUAAAACACUCUUGGAAGGUAGGUUUGCAGAACCAAUGCCAAACUAAUACAUGUGUGCCAUUCAGGUGAGAGCGCAAUUCAAUGCUCUUUUUUGACUGUUUCCUCAUUCAGAGUUUAGGCUUUGACUUUUCAAGAGUAAAGGAAUACAACAUUGUGUCAGGUAUGUUUUUUUAACUUUGGUUAAUUGAUCGUAGUAGUGUGGUUAGUUUUAAAUAACUAUUUUAUAUCCCUGUCAUGCUUGCCGGGACUUAUAUAUAUAUUGAUAUCCAUCAAAAUGCAGGGGACAACCAACAACAGCACUUACAGACUUUCAAUGAAACUUAAGAGUGAAUGUUUAAAACGCUACGCAUAUCUGAAAGAUAUGCUGUUGUACUGUAACUCGUGUCUUUUUUAAAAAUAUGUCUUGUGAAAGUAGUUCAAAUUUCCCGUCUUUUGUCUAAAUGCCAUCAAAAAGGCAAGUAGUUACCUGUAACUUUAAUGUUAAUAUUAUAUGACAGCAUUAAAAAUAUUACUCAUAAAGUGUUACGGCAGAAACACACUCUAGGCAAGUACACGUACGCUCUUGCGUGGGUCUGGCGGAAACAAGCUGCAGUACUUAAGAGGGCGAUAGAGUUGCAUUAAAAUAUCUCUGACUUUAAACCAGAUGUGUUGUUAUUCAGGUAAGUUGCCAUUAAUUAAUGAAUAAGAAAGAAAAAGAAAUUGGCCGUAAAAAAAAAUAUAAUUUCCGCUCAUUUCCGUUUUGAGUUGAAUUAUGAAUUGCGGCGGUCUUGGUCAGGCCAAAGUCCCUUUCAAGGAAAAUAUGUUCACUCGGCAGCCAUAUUUGCAACGCCUCCGGGCAGCUAUUUCGGGCAUCCAAGACCAAGUCCUGUCUAUUUGAAUGGGGGAAUCCUGAAAUCUCAAAAACUGCUUGGCGAACUCCCAAUUAAAUAACAUAUUUCAUAUCAGCAACAAAAUCUGACAUGAACCGUCCCAUAAAUGUUGUUUCUUAUGCUAAAAUAGCAUUAAAAAGCUUAUUUUUUCAGGUUUCUAUGGGAACCGGAGCCUCUAACGGCAGCUGCAGUGAUGCAAUGACUUUAUCAAUCAGCGAUUGGCUCUUUUACUUAGAAGGCGGGACGUAUUCCGCCAUAUUGCGCGUUGCAGUUUCUCCCAUUCAUAACUAAUAGGAGUGAACAGCCUUUCUAUAUCUAUAGACUUUGGUCAGGCCCAGCUAACAAAAAAAUGCUCUUCAGAACGUUUUGCUACCGUUCUUAUUAAGUUAUGAAAAUAUUAUUUCUGAAUGUUCUCUAAACGUUCCAAGAAUGUUUUUGUGCUAACUUAAGAACCAAAAGACCAAAUAACUUAACAUUCUAUUAAUGUUUUUGUUCAAAACUUUGAGAGAACCUUGUCUGAACAUUAGACAAGUCUUGAGAACGUUCCCCUGUUCGCUGGGGAGACAUUUUAGACCACAACAACGAUGCGCCAGCUUUCACGUACUUGCAUAGAGUUGUUGUUUUUUUGGUCUUAUUGUUUUAACUGUAAGACUUACUGAAAUCAAAAAUCUAACUUAGAAUAGUCAUAGAAUAGUUGUGUGUUUAUAGAGCACAAUGCAAUAAUAAGACAGACUAUGAACUGACUCACCAAAUUUUAGUUUAAGAAAUACAUUUGUAAUACUAUACAAGGAUUUAUUAGGCAAAUGGGAAAUAUACAGUAGUGCAGUAUGUGCGAACUUCCGCAUGUGUAUUGCGAAGUAGUCAUCUGUGCAAUACUAACACAAUAUGAUAUAUCAUCUAUUAAAGGGUUAGUUCACCCAAAAAUGAAAAUAAUGUCAUUUAUUACUCACCCUCAUGCCGUUCCACACCUGUAAGACCUUCGUUAAUCUUCGGAACGCAAAUUAAGAUAUUUUUGUUGAAAUCUGAUGGCUCAGUGAGGCCUGCAUAGCCAGCAAUGACAUUUCCUCUCUCAAGAUCCAUUAAUGUACUAAAAACAUAUUUAAAUCAGUUCAUGUGAGUACAGUGGUUCAAUAUUAAUAUUAUAAAGUGACGAGAAUAUUUUUGGUGCGCCAAAAAAAAAAAAAAAAUUAACGACUUACAUAGUGAUGGCCGAUUUCAAAACACUGCUUCAUGAAGCUUCGGAGCAUUAUGAAUCUUUUGUGUCGAAUCAGCAGUUCGGAGCGCCAAAGUCACGUGAUUUCAGCAGUUUGACACGCAAUCUGAAUCAUGAUUCAGCACGCUGAUUCAUGACGCUCCGAAGCUUAAUGAAGCAGUGUUUUGAAAUCGGCCAUCACUAUAUAAGUCGUUUUUUUGGCACACCAAAAAUAUUCUUGUCGCUUUAUAAUAUUAAUAUUGAACCACUGUACUCACAUGAACUGAUUUAAAUAUGUUUUUAGUACAUUAAUGGAUCUUGAGAGAGGAAAUGUCAUUGCUGGCUAUGCAGGCCUCACUGAGCCAUCGGAUUUCAACAAAAAUAUCUUAAUUUGUGUUCCGAAGAUGAAUGAAGGUCUUACGGGUGUGGAACGGCAUUAAGGGUGAGUAAUAAAUGACAUUAUUUUCAUUUUUGGGUGAACUAACCCUUUAACCUAUGUGCCCAUCUUUCACACAUUCCUCACUGCAGAUACUACAUUUUUGCAGGAUGAUUAUUGUGCAAUUGUACUUAUUUGUAUUGAUGAGAAUGACAAUUACAUUCACAUGAUAAUCUUUUGUUUUAAUGGAAAGUUUUAAUCUUCUGCCUUAAUGACCUGUAUUGUGCUGCUAAUUCUCACGGCUGGUCACGCAACGUCUCUAAUUAUAAAGGAUAUACCACGUCCUCUAUUAAAGACAGUAGGCUAGGUGAUUUUGGGGGUGAUCAUGACAAUCAGCAUCAGGGUAGUCUGUUAAAUACUGGUCCAGAUAUGUGCAACAUAUUCCCCACUUAGGGGAAGUAUAAGCUAAUCUAAUAAUCGUAUAGUUAGUCUAUUCUGAAAUAGAACACAAUGUAGAGUUUUAUUCAAAACUCUUUGAGUUAAGUGUAACUGAGUUCAAUGCACGUGUCUGUACAAGGAAGUAAGCUCAUGGUACCAUAUUGCCUAUUUGUAUUUCUUCGUGCAGCUCUAAAUCAUGAUUAAUGUGUGUUUGAUUAAUGGCUUAUUAAACGCCUUGAUUUCAUUAAAAAAAAA
Messenger RNA from Ctenopharyngodon idella (grass carp), 4959 nucleotides. RefSeq names its product DEP domain containing MTOR-interacting protein (gene deptor). Bases 363 to 1556 code for a protein of 397 amino acids. The record is from RefSeq and is a predicted model, not a curated record. The transcript is spliced from 10 exons. Gene Ontology annotation, biological process: negative regulation of TOR signaling; intracellular signal transduction. Lineage: Eukaryota; Metazoa; Chordata; Actinopteri; Cypriniformes; Xenocyprididae. Gene Ontology annotation, molecular function: protein binding.